Molecule: messenger RNA, 1203 nt
Organism: Hirundo rustica (Barn swallow)
Lineage: Eukaryota; Metazoa; Chordata; Aves; Passeriformes; Hirundinidae
Gene: TMEM109
Product: transmembrane protein 109
Exons: 4
Coding region: 1-780 (259 amino acids)
Biological process (GO): cellular response to gamma radiation; intrinsic apoptotic signaling pathway in response to DNA damage by p53 class mediator
Source: RefSeq, a predicted model, not a curated record
AUGGCGACCGCGUUCCCGGCACGCACCGCGGCGGCGCCGGGGACUACAGCUCCCGGCGUGCCCCGCGGCAGAGCUCAGAUCCCAAGCUCCAGGAUGGGCAGUGCUGUGGGGCACCGGGCCCUGCUGGCCCUGCUGCUGUGGAUCCCAUUCCUCAUGGGAUCAGCGGGGGACGGAGCCAAGGGUGGCCAGGAGGGAUUCCAGGGACACGCCACCGCCUCCGAUGACCUGCUGCUCCGGCUGGGAAGGUCCGCUUGGGACACCCUGGAAAGCUGGGUGGGACCCCAGCCCCUGCGGAUGGUGGCGGAGAGCCUCUCCACCACCCUCUGGAUCGUUUCCUCUGGGAUCUCGGCAGCCCUGACCACGCUCUGUGGGAUCCUGGGGGAUCUCCUGGCCGCUUCCAGCAUCAACGGCCACCGGCUGGUCCGAGCGGCGGCGCUGGCUCCCGGAGAAGUCCAGAGGGUUCUGCUCUGGGCAGCUGCUGCCCUUCUGGGAUCCUGGCUGCUCUCCCGGCUUCGAGGGCUGCUGCUCCCGCUGCUCCGGGGGCUGAAGCUUUUCUUUUUCCUCGGAGCCUUCCUGCACGUGGCCGCUUCCCAGGAGAGCCCCACGGUGCAGGCGGGAAUGCUGCUGGGCCUGUGGGUGCUCUACACCGUCCUGGGCAGCGUGAUGUCAUCCCCGGAUCCCAGCAAGCGGCUGGACGCGGCCCUGCGGAGCCUGGAGUGGAAGGUGGAGGAGCUGCGGCGGCGCCAGAAGUUUGGGGGGCCCCGGAACCGGGAGGAUUGAGCCCCCGCAAAGCUUCCCUGAAGCUUGGCUCCGUUAAUCCCGAGCAUCCCAAGCAUGCGUCCCCACCCCGCUCCGCUGAGCCCCCUCCUCUGCUUCCCGGUUCUCCAGGGGGUCCUGGGAGCGCCCCAUCCCUCUGGGAUCGCCCCAAAAUCGGGGGCCGUGCCUUGCCACACACGCCACGAGUGCCUUCACCCCGAGAGCCCCCAGGAGCCACGAAUGUGGGAGAGGAGCUCCCGCGUUCCCUCCUCGCCGGGAAUGUUGUCCCAGCCCGGCCGGCUUGGGGUGCGGAGGGGAUCCCAUUGCCUGUCCCGGGGGCUCUGCUUCUUUUGGGGUCCCUCCACUGUCAGGUUUUGGGUUUUAAGCUGCUUUUUAAACGGUUUUGAUAAUGUGGUUUGGAAUAAAGACGGGUUUAUCCGGCCCGGC